Molecule: messenger RNA, 3375 nt
Organism: Nannospalax galili (Upper Galilee mountains blind mole rat)
Lineage: Eukaryota; Metazoa; Chordata; Mammalia; Rodentia; Spalacidae
Biological process (GO): DNA integration; proteolysis
Molecular function (GO): RNA-DNA hybrid ribonuclease activity; nucleic acid binding; aspartic-type endopeptidase activity
Source: RefSeq, a predicted model, not a curated record
ACCGGAGGAAAAACAUACAGAUGGACCACAGAAAGAAAAGUGGACCUCAGCACAGGACAGGUCUCCCACUCGUUCUUGCUGGUCCCCAACUGUCCAUAUCCCCUUCUUGGGAGAGAUUUACUCUCUAUGCUAGGAGCCCACAUCCACUUCACUAGAAAGGGAGCUACUGUAAAAGGAAAAGAUGGAGCUCCACUACAGGUAUUAACCCUGCGGCUGGAAGAUGAACAUUGGUUAUAUGAGGGACUGAUAACAGAAACUCCUGGUAUAUCUGAUUGGCUAAGUAAAAUCCCCUUGGCAUGGGCCAAGACAGGAGGCCCAGGACUGGCCUGCAACCAGCCUCCAAUAGUGGUCACAUUAAAACCAUCUGCUACUCCGGUUUCAAUCAGACAAUACCCUAUGAGCAGAGAGGCCCGAGAGGGAAUCAGACCCCAUUUUCAAAGACUUUUACAAAUAGGCAUACUUCACCCCUGACAGUCCCCUUGGAACACCCCGCUGCUCCCCGUAAAGAAGCCAGGAACAAAUGACUAUCGACCAGUCCAAGACUUAAGAGAAGUCAAUCAGAGGAUAGAGGAUAUACACCCCACUGUUCCAAAUCCUUACAAUCUCCUGAGUACCUUGUCCCCAAGUCACAGGUGGUAUACUGUACUUGACCUGAAGGAUGCGUUCUUCUGCCUAAGGCUGAGCCUGGUUAGCCAGCCCAUCUUCACUUUUGAAUGGAAGGACCCUGAAGCUGAAAUAUCGGGACAACUAACCUGGACGCGACUUCCCCAAGGAUUCAAGAACUCUCCUAUUCUGUUUGAUGAAGCUCUGCAUCGUGACCUGGCUGACUUUCGGGUAAGAAACCCACAGAUUAUGCUCCUCCAGUAUGUAGAUGACCUCCUCUUAGCAGCCGAGACGGAAGCAAGCUGUUUGCAAGGUACGGAGGCCCUCCUAUUGAGACUGGGGGAACUUGGAUAUCGGGCCUCGGCAAAGAAGGCCCAGAUCUGCCUACAGCAGGUAAACUAUUUGGGCUACUGGCUGGAGGGAGGACAAUGAUGGCUAACGGAAAGUAGAAAACAGGCGGUAGCCUCUAUUCCCCCACCAACUUCAGCCAGAGGACUCAGAGAGUUCUUGGGAAGCGCAGGAUUCUGUAGAAUAUGGAUAUCGGGUUUUGCCAAGAUAGCGGCUCCUCUAUACCCUUUAACAAAGAAUGGGACCCCUUUUGCCUGGACAGAAGAACAUCAGAGAGCAUUUGGCAAAAUAAAAAGAGCACUGCUAACGGCGCCAGUGUUAGGAUUACCAGAUUUGACAAAACCUUUCAUCCUAUAUGUAGAUGAAAAUCAAGGGAUGGCAAAAGGAGUUCUUACUCAAACUUUGGGACCCUGGAAAAGGCCAGGAGAUUAUCUUUCAAAGAAACUGGACAAUGUGGCCGCUGGCUGGCCCCCAUGCUUGAGAAUCAUGACGACAAUAGCAUCCCUGGUAAAAGACUAAGACAAACUUACUAUGGGUCAGCCCCUGACUGUCAUAACUCCACAUGCGGUGGAGUCCAUCAUUAGACAGCCCCCUGAUAGAUGGCUGUCAAAUGCCAGGGUGACCCAUUACCAGGCACUACUAUUAAAUCCAGAAAUGAUCAAGUUUGAGCCUGCCACCUUAAACCCCGCCACGCUGCUACCAACCCCUGAGAAAGGCACUGAGAUUCCCCAUGACUGUCAGCAAAUACUUGUGGAGAUGCAUGGGACUAGGGAAGACCUCACCGACCAGCCCCUAACAGAUGCAGAUGCCACCUGGUAUACGGAUGGGAGCAGCUUUCUGUGAGAUGGUGAGCAUAAGGUAGGGGUGGCGGUGGUUGAUGGAAAAACGAUAAUUUGGGCUCAAGCCCUGCCAGCCGGAACAUCGGCCCAACGGGCUGAAUUAGAAGCCCUAACCCAGGCCCUAAAAUUAGCAGAGGGCAAAAAGGUCAACAUUUACACUGACUGCCGCUAUGCGUUUGCCAUGGCUCAUGUACAUGGAGAAAUUUAUCGGAGGUGGGGGCUCCUCACCUCAGCGGGCAAGGACAUUAAAAGCAAAGAAACAAUAGUGGCCCUUCUACAAGCUUUGUACUUACCUAAAAAGGUCAGCAUUAUUCAUUGCCCUGGACAUCAGCGAGACCAGGAGCCGAUUGCUCAAGGCAAUCAGAUGGCAGAUGAAACUUCCCAUCAGGCAGCAGAAGGCACCUCUCUUUUUACCUACACUGAACAAGACCUGGAACUUGUUCGGAAGCUUAAUGCUACCCUGGAUCCCAAAACCAAGAUGUGGAGAUAUCAGAAUUGAACCAUACUGCCCCGGGAGGCAGCACUUGAGCUAAUCUCCCAACUCCACCAGUGGACACAUUUGGGACACAAGAAACUAAAAACACUACUAGAAAGAGAAGAACAAUUCUAUUACUUCCCGGACCUUAACCAGCUAGUUCAGAAGGUAGUAGGAGAUUGUGUCUCAUGUUCCCUGGUAAAUGCUUCCAGAUCAAAGGUCCCAUCUGGCAAGAGAGAAAGAGGGACACAACCAGGGACUAAUUGGGAAGUAGAUUUCACUGAGGUUCUUCCAGGAAAGUAUGGUUAUAAAUAUCUCCUAGUGUUUAUAGACACUUUCUCAGGGUGGGUUGAAGCUUUCCCCACCCAGAAGGAGACAGCCCAGACUGUGGUGAAGAAACUGAUUGAAAACAUCUUCCCUCGAUUCAGACUACCUAAGGUAAUUGGGUCUGAUAAUGGCCCAGCCUUCAUCUCCCAGGUAAGUCAGGGAGUGGCCAAAGCACUGGGGAUCAAUUGGAAAUUACAUUGUGCUUAUAGACCCCAAAGUUCAGGACAGGUAGAAAGGAUGAAUAGAACCAUUAAAGAGACCUUAACCAAAUUAGCUCUAGAGACUGACACUAAAGACUUGGUGCAGCUCCUACCUCUAGCCCUAUUUUGGGCUAGAAAUACUCCUGCUAUGCACAGCCUAACCCCCUACGAAAUCCUCUUCAGAGGACCGCCUCCUGUCCUCAAUGUAACCUUGUCCCCCUUGCCCUCUUCUUUUGAUAACCCCAGCCUGAAAACAAGACUCCGAGCCCUUCAGAUCAUCCAGAACCAGGUUUGGAGGCCUUUGGCUGCUGUCUACCAGCCUGGGAGUCCACAAACGCCCCACUCCUACCAAAUUGGAGACCAGGUGUAUGUGAGAAGAGACAACGUAAGGACUCUUGAACCACAGUGGAAAGGACCCUACAUGGUUCUCCUGACUACACCCACGGCCCUCAAAGUAGACGGGAUUUCAGCCUGGAUCCACGCUUCCCAUGCCAAAAGAGCCCCGGCCCAGGAGGAUGCUGGAAAAUGGCAUCUACACAAAACAUCCAAACCCCUAAAAAUAAGACUCUCCAGAGAUACCUAA